Messenger RNA from Durotheca rogersii, 2245 nucleotides. Its product is annotated as glutamate decarboxylase. Gene Ontology annotation, biological process: L-glutamate catabolic process. The record is from RefSeq and is a predicted model, not a curated record. Lineage: Eukaryota; Fungi; Ascomycota; Sordariomycetes; Xylariales; Xylariaceae. Gene Ontology annotation, cellular component: cytosol. Gene Ontology annotation, molecular function: glutamate decarboxylase activity; pyridoxal phosphate binding. Bases 422 to 1984 code for a protein of 520 amino acids. The transcript is spliced from 5 exons.
UCCCCGGGCCACCAUUCUCUACAUGUCUCCUGCCGACACCCGUACUUGGUAGGGAUUCACUCGAUUACCUGCGUGGCUCGUAGAGAAACGCUGUGGUGGAACGUGGGGUUGUGUAAUUGGCGAGGGUUUGCGCUCAGAUACGUAGGGAAGAGCUAUAUUCCAUGCCAGGGUAGGACGCAAAGCAAAGGGGGCAUGGAGUAGGUAUUUAAGAAGCAGGUCUCCGUCAGCAUCUUUGUUUCCUCCCUUCUCUCUUACUCGUCGUCCUCGCUCCACCAACAUCUCUCUCAGAUAUCUCCGCGAGGCUGUCUUCUGGGGACCCAACCCCUCUCUCACUUCAACCACACAUACCUACCUCCAAGUCUUUCUUCCUCCGUCUCUACCGCCCCACUCCCCCUCCACUCCCCCCCUUUACGCCGCCAAAAUGGUGCAUCUGGCCAAGGUACCCAACGACGACGAUGUCGGCGCUCUGCCCGAGGCCGUCAAGAAGAUUAGUCUGCAGCUCAGCAACGACGAAGAUAGCUUCACAACUAGCGUCUACGGCUCUAGAUUCGCUGCCGAGGACCUGCCCAAACACGAGAUGCCCGAGGGCGAGAUGCCCAAAGAGAUCGCCUACCGCAUGAUCAAGGACGAGCUCAGUCUGGACGGCAACCCAAUGCUCAACCUCGCCUCGUUCGUUACCACCUACAUGGAGGAAGAGGCUGAGAAGCUCAUGGCUGAGAGCUUCUCCAAGAACUUCAUCGACUACGAGGAGUACCCCCAGUCCGCCGACAUCCAGAACCGAUGCGUGUCCAUGAUCGGCCGCCUCUUCCACGCACCGGUCGAGCACGAGGAAGGGGGCGGCGCCGUCGGCACGUCGUGCGUCGGCAGCUCCGAGGCCAUCAUGCUGGCCGUGCUGGCGAUGAAGAGGCGCUGGAAGAACAGGCGCCAGGCCGAAGGCAAGCCCACCGACCACCCCAACAUCAUCAUGUCCUCGGCCGUCCAGGUGUGCUGGGAGAAGGCGACACGCUACUUCGAGGUCGACGAGAAGCUCGUCUACUGCACGCCCGACCGAUACGUCAUCGACCCUAAGGAGACCGUCGACCUGGUCGACGAGAACACCAUCGGCAUCUGCGUCAUCCUUGGCACCACAUACACGGGAGAGUACGAGGAUGUCAAGGGGGUCAACGACCUCCUGAUCGCAAGGGGCCUCGACAUCCCCAUCCACGUCGACGCCGCGAGUGGAGGCUUCGUUGCCCCCUUCGUCGUGCCGGACUUGGAGUGGGACUUUAGGUGCGAGAAGGUCGUAUCGAUCAACGUCUCCGGCCACAAGUACGGCCUCGUCUACCCGGGCGUGGGCUGGGUCGUGUGGCGGGACGCGAAGUUCCUGCCGCAGGAGCUCGUGUUCAACAUCAACUACCUGGGGGCGGACCAGUCGUCGUUCACGCUGAACUUCUCGAAGGGGGCGAGCCAGGUGAUCGGGCAGUACUACCAGCUGAUCCGGCUGGGGAAGAAGGGGUACCGGGCGAUCAUGUCGAACCUGACGCGGACGGCGGACUACCUGGCGGCGGCGCUGGCGGCGCUGGGGUUCGUGAUCAUGAGCAAGCGCGCGGGCGAGGGCCUGCCGCUGGUCGCGUUCCGGCUCGCCGCGCCGCCCCCCGGCGCGCCCGAGCGCACCUACGACGAGUUCGCCCUCGCCCACAAGCUGCGCGCCCGCGGCUGGGUCGUCCCCGCCUACACCAUGGCCCCCCACACCGGCGACCUCAAGAUGCUCCGCGUCGUCGUCCGCGAGGACUUCUCCAAGAACCGCUGCGACGCCCUCCUCGCCGACAUCCGCUACUCCCAGCAGCUCCUCGAGCAGCUCGACCGCGAGUCCGUCCGCAAGCAGGAGGAGUUCAUCCACAGCCACGCCGUCAACAGCGGCCAGGCCAAGCAUAACCACCCUCGGUUCCGCAAAGAGAAGCAUUCGAUCCAGGGCAAGCACGGCAAGACCCAUUCGAUUUGCUAACCUGAGUUGGACGGGGCCGGUGGCGCUGGGAAUAGGGAAUGACGCAAAGCGGGGAGGUAAUGAAGCAAGGAAGAACGCGAUUAGGCGCAAUUAGCGAUACAUUCGAGAGCGGAAAGCGAUGGGUAUUGGUAUAUAGGUAGAAACGGGUAUCUAGAUGGGUAUAGAGAUGGUCCUCUGAAGCUACGACAAACCCCCCCUUCUCCCCUCCGUCUCUACUGACGACUUCCCCACGAUAGCAUCUGCAAUGAAACCAAGUUACAU